UUUGGUUUGGAGAAAUUGUGAAAAGGAAAGAGAGAGAGAGAGAGAGAGAGAGCAGCUGACUGGCGGAGUACGUUGAAGGGGUCUUUUCCUUUGAGCAUUCAAAGUCUUGUACAAAAGCCUCUUUCUCUCUCCCUUCGAAUCUGUGUUCAUUAACCCUAAAGCCUUGCUCUUGAAUUUCAAUUCCUGGGUUUUCUUUAUAUUUUCCUACUUUUUUUUGUUUUCUCAACCUCAUCCGCGGCUGAAGACCGAUUGGAUAAGACCCCUUUUUUUGCGUCUACGUUAGUGGAACAACAUGUGGUAGUUUCUCAAAGAUCGAAGCCAAUCCAUUCCCGUAUUAUCCUUUUCCCGUUUCAAAUGGAUGCAGACUCACCAAGAAUCUCAGAACAAUUUCCCUGGUCCACUGCCCAUGGCCGCGUGGAUAGUGGUUUGGUUGUUGGCCGUUCUGUCCAACCAGCAACAUGUUCUUUGUGCCGAAGAAUCCUUUCUCCUGAAAACGAGGCAAGUGGUGAUCUGGAAACUAUUGGUUUAUGUGGGGACUGUAAAUUCUUAUUUCUUGAAGAUCAUGGGACUCCCAUGCAAGACUCAUAUCAGUAUAGGACACCUCGAGGAAGAAGAACCAGGUACAGCAGUUCCGAAUCUGUUGAAAACCUCUUCUCACAAGAAUUUUCCCAUAUGAUUAAUCUGGCAAGGCUAAAUCAACCAACUGCUAGUUAUGAAGAUCAACAUCUAGAUGGUGAUGCUACGACAAUGUUAUUGCAGCGCUCAAGUUCCCGUUCUACCGCAAGUGGAUCUAGAAGAUGGCGGCGAGUACUCUCUGACACUGACAGUGAUGGUUUUGAUCAUCAGGAUUCUUUUUAUGGAGAGAGUGAAUCAAAUGUUAGUUUUGGUCAGUAUGGGCCUUUUCAUGGUGAGGGCGAUGCCAUUUCUUUUAGUGCCUAUGGAGGGGACUCUGAUGCUUCUGUAGGAGGACAUAGUUUCCUCGAUCCAGAAAUGUUACAUAGUUUCCUGGAUCCAGAAAUGCUUGCUCAACCAGAUGAGGGGAGUAUUUUUGAUAGUGAUACAGAUAUUGAUCCAAUGCAUGCCGGCCUCAACCAAUGGGACUCGGAAGAAGAAGAAGAAGAAGAAGAAGAAGAAGAAGAAGGUGAGUGGGAAGAAGCUGAUGCUGAGGAAGACGUGGUUGAAUCUGUGGAAGCAGGAGGUCGACUUCAAAAUUUUCUCAGUUCUGAGGAUACAAUUAGUUGGGGACUCAGGGAAGGUAGACAGACAAUUUUUCGUACUAUCUUUGCUGACUUGGAUGAAGUAGAGUUACUGCCUUAUGUCAGGAAUUCUGGGGAUUAUCUUGAUGCAAGAGGCUUUGAAGAACUGCUUGCACGUCUUGCUGAGACUGACAGCUCGAGACGAGGAGCACCUCCUGCAGCCAUGUCUUUUGUGAAUAGUCUGCCUCGAGUGGUCAUUAAUGAGCAACAUGAGAAGCAUGAAGGCUUGGCAUGUGCAAUAUGCAAGGAAGUGUUACACAUUGGCACUGAAGUAAAUCAGCUUCCAUGCUUUCACCUCUAUCACCCUUCCUGUAUCUUGCCAUGGUUGAGCACACGAAAUUCGUGCCCCCUUUGUCGGUAUGAGCUUCCUACUGAUGACAAAGAUUAUGAGGAGGGGAAGCUGAACCAUAACGGUAUCAUGGAAAUCCAUGAAAUCCAGCGGGAAAAUGUCAGCGAGGACAGUUCCUCUGAUGUCUUUGAUGGAGCUGGAUCAGAUGAAGAGUGUGAAUUUAAUCAAGGGAGAACAGAACAACGAGGGCUGUUAGAUGUGGAUCCUCCUAAUAUCUCUGGCAGAGAGGGUGGCAGAGGGAGAUGGCUUUUUCUUGCUGCUGCUCCAAUUGUUGGUCUCAUGGGGAUUGUGCUUGUAUGGUGGUUGGGCAAUCCUCUAAUUCAGGGAAGAGGACCAACAAGCCAGUGCAGCUUCACUGAACAAGACCAUCGUCAAAGCAUUUCUGCCCCCUCACCCAGCCAAAGGGAGAAUAGAAGCAGGAGGUGGUGGUCACUUUUCUAGGCAGUUCUUGGGAUAUCUGGUAGAUACAUCAGUCGAUGAUGCGUUGUUUUGAUGGUUUUCGCACCUGGCAGUUUGUGCUUUUGACCUGAAAGAGAUAUUCAGGGUUUGUGCUUUACUUUUCUACGACUAGAUGUACAUGGCAGCAGACUUUUACCUUGGUUUGACAAUUCUUGAUGCAUCACUUUACAGGCUAUUUGGCUGUACCUUACCCUGCACUCUGCUAGCAAAGGGUGAAUUGCUUCAACUUUCUAAUGGUGUACCCUGUACAGCUCCAUAUCCACCCUUCCCCCCCCCCCAACCCACCCACCCACCCACAAUACCUCCUGGUUCCAAACGAUUGAAAUGUGAUGUUUAUGUAAUUGCAUGCUGUUUGCAAAGCCAACAUGAGUAUCGUAUUUUUGCCUCAUUCCCUACCCCCUUGCCCUCUAUCAAUAUACCAACUGCUUCCUACUGUUUGAAGGUGCUGAUCAUCUUUAAUAGCAUCUCUUUUCUCAAAAUUUUGGGCUCUCCCUAAAUUAAUCGUGGCAAAGCACCUCCAAGUGGGUUAUUUAGAUGGCUAAUGUUUUGUUGAUGCUAUUUUGUUGAGUGCUAUUUUGCAAAAUAAGGAGUGGAUUUGGUUAUGUUAAAGAGAA
Messenger RNA from Alnus glutinosa, 2678 nucleotides. RefSeq lists its product as uncharacterized. Gene Ontology annotation, biological process: protein ubiquitination. Gene Ontology annotation, cellular component: cytoplasm. The transcript is spliced from 2 exons. Gene Ontology annotation, molecular function: ubiquitin protein ligase activity. NCBI's taxonomy places the organism in Eukaryota, Viridiplantae, Streptophyta, Magnoliopsida, Fagales, Betulaceae. The coding region runs from base 355 to 2046 and encodes 563 amino acids. The record is from RefSeq and is a predicted model, not a curated record.